This is a messenger RNA of Macaca mulatta (Rhesus monkey), 1821 nucleotides long. RefSeq names its product 5'-nucleotidase domain containing 3 (gene NT5DC3). NCBI's taxonomy places the organism in Eukaryota, Metazoa, Chordata, Mammalia, Primates, Cercopithecidae. Gene Ontology annotation, molecular function: 5'-nucleotidase activity. The record is from RefSeq and is a predicted model, not a curated record.
GCAGAGCGGCGCGGUGGCGGCGGCGGCGGCGUCGGCAGCAGGAAGUAGGCAGCAGGCAGGACCAUGGCAGCGGCGGUGGUGGUGGCCCGCGGGGCCGGAGCGAGGGCGGCGACAGCGGCGACUCUGCGGGGUGGCUGCGGGACCGCGGCUCGGGGGCGGCCGUGUGUGGGCCCCGCCCGGCCCUUGUGCGCCGCACCGGGGACCGCCCCGGACAUGAAGCGCUACCUGUGGGAGCGCUACCGGGAGGCGAAGAGAAGCACUGAAGAAUUGGUUCCUUCCAUUAUGAGCAACUUGUUGAAUCCAGAUGCCAUUUUCUCAAACAAUGAAAUGAGCCUGUCAGACAUUGAAAUCUAUGGCUUCGAUUAUGAUUACACCUUGGUGUUUUAUUCAAAGCACCUCCACACGCUGAUAUUUAAUGCUGCACGGGACCUUCUCAUCAAUGAACACCGGUAUCCAGCAGAAAUCAGGAAGUAUGAGUACGACCCAAAUUUUGCAAUUCGUGGACUUCAUUAUGAUGUGCAGCGGGCAGUAUUAAUGAAGAUCGAUGCUUUUCAUUAUAUCCAGCUGGGAACUGUCUACAGAGGCCUCAGUGUUGUCCCGGAUGAAGAAGUCAUUGAAAUGUACGAGGGGUCCCAUGUGCCUUUGGAGCAGAUGAGCGACUUUUAUGGAAAGAGCUCUCAUGGAAACACGAUGAAGCAGUUCAUGGACAUCUUCUCCCUGCCCGAGAUGACCCUCCUGUCCUGUGUGAAUGAAUACUUCCUUAAGAACAACAUCGACUAUGAGCCUGUGCAUCUGUACAAAGAUGUCAAGGAUUCAAUUCGAGACGUCCACAUCAAAGGAAUAAUGUACAGAGCAAUUGAAGCAGACAUUGAAAAGUACAUCUGCUAUGCUGAGCAGACCCGUGCAGUGUUGGCCAAACUGGCUGAUCAUGGCAAGAAGAUGUUUCUCAUCACCAAUAGCCCCAGUAGCUUUGUGGACAAAGGGAUGAGUUAUAUCGUUGGGAAAGACUGGAGGGACCUGUUUGAUGUGGUCAUUGUUCAGGCGGAGAAGCCAAACUUCUUUAAUGAUAAGCGGAGGCCUUUCCGAAAGAUGAAUGAGAAAGGUGUCUUACUUUGGGAUAAAAUCCAUAAGUUGCAGAAAGGCCAGAUUUACAAGCAGGGUAAUUUAUAUGAAUUUUUGAAGCUUACUGGAUGGAGAGGAUCCAGAGUGUUGUAUUUUGGUGACCAUAUAUACAGUGACCUGGCGGAUUUGACCCUAAAGCAUGGCUGGAGGACUGGUGCAAUUAUCCCAGAGUUGCGAUCUGAACUGAAAAUCAUGAACACGGAGCAAUACAUUCAAACCAUGACCUGGCUGCAGACCUUGACUGGGUUAUUGGAACAGAUGCAGGUUCACAGAGAUGCUGAGUCACAGCUGGUUUUGCAGGAGUGGAAAAAGGAAAGGAAGGAGAUGAGAGAAAUGACCAAGAGUUUCUUCAACGCCCAGUUUGGAAGCCUGUUCCGCACAGACCAGAACCCAACCUACUUCCUGAGGCGCCUGUCACGCUUCGCUGACAUCUACAUGGCGUCUCUGAGCUGCCUCCUGAACUAUGACGUCAGCCACACUUUCUACCCCCGGAGGACUCCACUGCAGCACGAACUGCCCGCCUGGUCAGAAAGGCCCCCCACCUUCAGAACCCCUCUCCUGCAGGAGGCCCAGGCCAAGUAGCCGAGGGCAAAAGCUAGAAACUGUAACUGCCCCUGAUUGGGCAGGCAUGAUGGGGUUGACGUCAUGUGGGUCUGAGUGUUGCUUUUGGAAAAGAUACAGAUAAGCCUUUUGAUAUUU